This is a messenger RNA of Eimeria necatrix, 2190 nucleotides long. RefSeq lists its product as hypothetical. NCBI's taxonomy places the organism in Eukaryota, Apicomplexa, Conoidasida, Eucoccidiorida, Eimeriidae. Gene Ontology annotation, cellular component: vesicle; actin cytoskeleton; myosin complex. Bases 1 to 2190 code for a protein of 729 amino acids. Gene Ontology annotation, biological process: vesicle transport along actin filament; actin filament organization. The transcript is spliced from 8 exons. Gene Ontology annotation, molecular function: actin filament binding; ATP binding; microfilament motor activity. The record is from RefSeq and is a predicted model, not a curated record.
AUGGGCAUGUUGGACAUUUUCGGCUUCGAAGUAUUUGAACAUAACUCGCUGGAACAGCUCCUUAUCAACAUCACGAACGAGCACUUGCAGAAACACUUCAUCGAUGUUGUUUUUGAAACCGAGACCAAACUCUACAAAAGUGAGGGCAUUCCCACGGAGUCCUUGGUGUGGACAGAUAACGUACAAAUCAUGGAAACCCUCUGCGGCCCCCGGGAUUCUGUCUUUGCAAUCAUUGAAGAUAUUUGCCUCGGACUUCGUGCGAGUGACGAGGCGCUGUGCGGCAUGAUUGUCCGAAAGCUUGGGGGAAAAGGCAUAGUGUUGCCUUCUCGUCGAGACCAGCGAAUAAAGUUUGUCGUUCGGCACACCAUUGCAGACAUAGAGUACUCAUGUGAUGGUUUCCUGGAGAAGAACCAAGACUUCCUGAAGAGGGAGCUGCUGGACGUUCUCAAGGAAUCGAAAGACACAGUCAUGUCGCAAAUGUUCGAAGGGGUUGUGGUGGAGGCAGGAAAGAUAGGAAAGGGUUCCCUUAUUGCUUCGCAAUUCUUGCGGUCUCUCAAUUCAAUGAUUGGCAUUAUUCGAGGAACCGAACCUCACUUUAUUCGCUGUUUGAAGCCGAACGAAACAAAAAGACCGCUGGAAUGGGAUGCGCCAAAGGUACUCAAUCAGUUGUUUUCUUUGUCUAUUCUUGAGGCCUUGCAGCUGCGACAGAUCGGCUAUUCUUACAGACGAACGUUUGAAGAAUUCGUCAAGCGCUUCCGCUGGCUGGAUUUGGGGGCGGCCAACUCGGACAGAGAUCGUGAAGAAGUGGCUAGAAGCAUGCUUGAGGCUUCUGGCCUUCCACGCGAUGAGUGGGCUAUCGGCAAGACAAUGGUGUUUCUGAAGGCGGAAUCUGCUAGGGCUCUUGAAACGUUGCAAGCAGAGAAGAUGAUGCUGUUCCGUCCAGUGGUUGAGUUUGUUGAGGCGGCUUGGAAACGAAUCUUACUGAAGAGGAAUUUGGAAGCCGUAUUGCCUUCCCUCAUCAGGGUAGAGGCACACUGUAGACGGCAAGUGACACUGGUUGAGCAUGGCGAGCUUGAAUUGAGCCCAGGAUUCACUGAAUCCCUGCUGCAAGGCAUUGACCACAUGCAGCAGGUGAAGGAGCAGCGCGAGAGAGAACGGCAGCAACGGCUGGAAAUGGCAGAACAAAAACGUGCCACCAGGAAACUCACGAAGGAAGAGAAACUUGCGCAACAAGUCCUCCGCAUGUACAAGUCAUGGGACAGUAUGCGCGGCGUGGCGACAAAGCACGAAGGCUUCUUUCCCCCUGAGCUCGAGUAUUUACGAGAGAAAAACAAGCGGCCUGCAGUUGAGCACCGCAUCAAAGAGAAGGGUCAGUUUGCAUGUGGCUACACAUCUGAGUACAGAAGCACCAGCAUACAACAGGCUGCUUUUCUUCAUGUGUUAGAGACAGAGAAGUGCACUUUGAGUGACUCCACGCUCUCACACGUGGCCCGGCAGCAGUCGUUCCAAGACCCUGGGGUGGCGUAUCAUCUUUGGCGUAAUGUGGAGACCCUCUAUCAAGCUCCUCUGAGCGACAAUCGGCUACAGAAUAUAUGCACUUGCUUGCGGGAUGAUAUGGAUAAGAUGUACGGCCAUUUCUGGCAGGUAGUGGUGAACCGAACGGAGGCAUUUGGGCUCGCCACUGCACACGCAAAGACGGAGCGCCACGUUGUAGAUCAGCACGGGGUGUACAGAGACGGCAGAGUCUUCUGUUUCAACAAUAUCAUUUUCAAAUGCGUAAAGCCUUCCCGUGCCGAGAUUAGGCUGCAUGAGGAAGCUUCCGAGAAAUCAUAUCUGUACUGCAGGCGGCACGACUUCUCUGGCCUUGUGCGCGUGCGCAAAAGUUUAGUACCCCCAUACAUGCUUCAAGACGUCUCCUACAUGAUAGGCCAUUUAUUCAACCGAUUUAAAGACAACAGAGACUGGACUGGCUUUGCAGAACGGCUCCAGUCUUACCUUUUGGGCCGCUAUUCAGACCCUCAUGGGGGCUCAUGGAAUGCGUUGGUGCAGGAAGGGUCAUUCUUAGCUACCCGCUUGUGGGUAAAGCACAACAGAUUCUUCCGGGUGGAGAUCGACGGUGCUGCGGAGGCCAAAAACGGCUUCCAGGGCUGCCUCACAAUUGUCUGCUUCGAGGCCUGCACUUCCUCAUGA